AAAGGACGUGUUUUCCGUCUGAAAAGAGAAAAAAAAACUGUGUGCCAUUCUCUUCAGCAUUGGCUAUCAAUUCAUUCUCUCCAAGCCAUUAUGCAUCUUUCGUCGUUGCUGGUUGCGCUUAGCUGCUAUGGCAGUGCUCUUGCAGCGCCGUUGGAGCAACAAGUACCAUUGCCUGGCAAUGCAGGACACCAUGCUGGGCCUCACAAGAUAACCAACCCGUACAGGCCGGGUGUGAGUGAUCCUUAUGACAGGAAAGUCGAUUCUCAGGGCGACAAGCUUCAGCCGCUGCCAUACCGAAAUGACGACGGAGCAAGCGUGCUAGGCCCUCGCAACCGCGCCCGUGAACGCCAGAACCCCGAUCUCAUCCGUCCUCCCAGCACUGACCAUGGCGCGAUCCCCAAUAUGCGCUGGUCCUUUGCUGACUCCCAUAUCCGCAUCGAGGAAGGCGGUUGGACGCGAGAGACGACUGUCCGCGAGCUUGGUACCAGUAAGGAGCUCGCCGGUGUCAACAUGCGUCUUGAAGAAGGCGUCAUCCGCGAGCUCCACUGGCACAAGGAAGCCGAAUGGGCCUACGUGCUCGAGGGCAAAGUCCGCAUCACCGCUCUCGACACCGAAGGCGGCAGCUUCGUCGACGACCUCGAGAAAGGCGACCUAUGGUAUUUUCCAUCUGGCCACCCUCACUCCCUCCAAGGUCUCAGCCCCAACGGCACUGAAUUUCUCCUCGUCUUCGACGACGGCAACUUUUCUGAAGAUUCCACGUUCUUGCUCACAGACUGGAUGCGCCUAACCCCCAAGUCCGUUCUGGGUGAGAACUUCCGCGUCGCCCCCGAAGUCUUCAAAGCCAUCCCAGACAAGGAAAAAUACAUCUUCAAGGGCUCCGAGCCCGGUCCCAUCGACAAGGAGGUCCCAAGCGACAGCAAGGGCUACAAGAAAUCCAAACUCCAAUUCACCCACAAGAUGCUUGCUCAGGAGCCCGUCAACACGACUGGCGGCCAAGUCCGCAUCACGGAUUCAACGAACUUCCCCAUUUCCAAGACGGUGGCUGCAGCCCACCUGCGAAUCCAACCUGGAGCGAUUCGCGAAAUGCACUGGCAUCCCAACGCAGACGAAUGGUCCUUCUUCAUCGCCGGCCGCGCCCGCGUCACUAUCUUCGCCGCCAAAGGCACCGCGCGCACCUUCGACUUCCAAGCCGGCGACGUCGGCGUCAUCCCACGCAACAUGGGCCACUUCAUCGAGAACCUGUCGGACGAGGAGGACGUCGAGGUGCUCGAGAUCUUCCGUGCCGACAAGUUCCAGGACUUUAGCUUGUUCCAGUGGCUUGGAGAGACGCCGCAGAGACUGGUUAAGGAGCAUUUGUUUGAGAGUAGUCCGAAGGAGGCGGAGGAGUUUGAGAGGGCGAUUAAGGAUGCGGAGAGGGAUUCGAUUAAGGAUGUUGAUCUUGAUGAUGAUGAGGACAAAGAGGAGUUGUGAGCAUGUUGGUGGUGCUUGGAUAGUUUGUACGCUACAAGGAAGUAAGGGUUUAGUAGGAUAUGGUUGACAUGGUUGACCUUUUUGAGAUUGAUGUUUGAGCGCGGAACAUACAACUUUACGUAUUGUUAUUUCAUUUUUUGGGUGGGGGAUUUCGUAAUGUAUAUACAGUUUUCAGGGUUCAAUUUACCUGAAAGAUUGUUGUUUACGUUCGCACUACUAUCAAUAACAUGUACAAAGCCCACAGCCAGAUGCGCGAUAUU
Bipolaris sorokiniana ND90Pr is the source of this 1730-nucleotide messenger RNA. RefSeq lists its product as uncharacterized. The record is from RefSeq and is a predicted model, not a curated record. The transcript has 3 exons. NCBI's taxonomy places the organism in Eukaryota, Fungi, Ascomycota, Dothideomycetes, Pleosporales, Pleosporaceae. The coding region runs from base 91 to 1470 and encodes 459 amino acids. Gene Ontology annotation, biological process: oxalate metabolic process.